Patella vulgata (common limpet) is the source of this 2575-nucleotide messenger RNA. RefSeq lists its product as uncharacterized. The transcript has 16 exons. The record is from RefSeq and is a predicted model, not a curated record. Lineage: Eukaryota; Metazoa; Mollusca; Gastropoda; Patellidae. The coding region runs from base 40 to 2553 and encodes 837 amino acids.
GGUUCUAUAGAGGUUAUUCGUCGAUCUGGUAGGUUAGUAAUGAGGUUGUAUCAUUCUGUCAUCUGGCAAGUUGUCCUUCUGUUGCUGUUUGUCUUUAUUGGACAAGGUAGCAAAGUGAACUGUCAGUAUGCACCAGAUACUUCCACCAAUGAGAUUAAACAGUUGGUUUCCCUCGGCCAAUCGUAUUUAUAUACAAGCAAUUCUCAAGUUAGAGAAAAAAGAGCACUAGAAGAUGAAAACCAAGAGAAAGAAAUAGAGGAUGAUCUAUUCUUGGAUAUAGACAGACGUAAUUCAAAUUCAGAAAAACCUAAAUACAAGUUUGAAGAUUUAAGUAAAUUUAAUGGAAAAUGUUUUGAUUUCAAGUUUAUGUUGAGUAGAAUUAUGGGAGGUUUUCCAACGACAUCAUUGAAAAAAACCACUGAAAUCAAGCUUAAUACUAUUCACAUACGAGCUUUAGCAGAUAGAGCAUUAACAAUGAUCAAGAUUGUCCGUAGACCAGAUCUGAUUGCCGAAGAUUUAGUGUUUUCCUUAUCUGAGAACAUUCUGACAGACCUAAAGAAAUGCCCAUCAACCCAGCUACACCAAGCUCUAAUGUAUGGUUUAUCAAGAUCCUUUGUUUCUUACAAGAAAAAUAACCACACAAUUAUUAGAAAUGUGACCAAAAAAGUGAAACAGUUAACUGUGAGAUUAAAAGUAAAUCCUAUGCAGCUUGUCCAGACCGUUUACAGUACUUUAUCUAUGAAUUUAUUAGAACAUAUUCGUCAAACUGAUUAUAAAGAUUUAGAAGAAACCAUGACAAAAUUAGAAAAAGAUUUAGAGAAAUUACUAAAAGAGGAAAAUGUGGAUGUUAACAAAAUUCAAAGUAUGGUUACCAAUCGUUUGGGUAGUGUUCGUAGAUGUGGCAAUGACCAAAGUGUUGGGAGAAUGUUUGGUAAAAUGGCGAUGGCCAUGCAACAAUUAUCAAAAGGUUUAGACCGUAAAGAUAUAGCAGCAUCGUUGGGAGUUCUUAAAAGAUAUGUGCCAAGACAAAAGUUACAAAAUGUCAUAACUCAACUACGUAACCUGAGUAGGCACAUGUUAAGAAAUCUACAAAAACUCUUCAAGGCUUUGGUAGGAAAGAACAAAAGUUAUAUCAUCAAUCAAAAGAUUUUAGAUAAAGAUCAGUAUGAACAACUAUUAAGAAUUUUGAAUUUUUUGGGAAAAGAUUUGUUCUCAAAUGAUAAAAUUAAACAAUUGGGAAAAAGAGAUUUAAGCAAUGUAAUGGAUGAUGAACUUCGAGCAUUUCAGUUUGAAAAAAGGGACAGUUCUAAUCUUGAUGUGAAAAGACGGAGAAAUGAUAACCAAGACAAAAGACGGAUUACCAAUAGUUCCUUAAAAUAUUUGUUAAACUGGAUAAAGUCUCAAAUUAAAAAGAAUAAAAGUCAAUUUAAACGUAAAAAAAUGAAUAAGAAGUCGUCGAAGAGCAACCUAAAGCCGCAGACCAAUGUACAACAUUGCUUUAAUUUUGAAUCUGCUGUAAGCAAGAUUAUUGGUGGAUUUCCUAGUGUUGAAUCAUCAGCAGCUAAAGUAGUGUUGGGAAAGAAUGAUUUUAAUGGUUUAAUUGAGAAGUCGUUAACACUCGAAAGACUAAUGAAUCAACCAAAUUUAGCUACACAGGAACUAGUAUACUCCAUGACUGAAAAAGUUCUUGAGAAACAGAAACUUUGUCCAUCAGCUAUGCUUGGGCGAGUUUUAUUUUAUGCAUUAGCUCGUUCUUUUGAUAGUUAUGAAACUAAAAUAUCCAAAAGUUUAAAUAACUUACUGCAGAAAACAGCAAAGGGGAAAUAUGCAAAGAGAGUUAUUACAUUGAUUGAUCAAAUAAACCAGUGGUCAGUUGUUGAGCUGUUGACCGAAGUCAGAUCUGCCGACUAUUUGAGAAUAAAACAAACCAUGCAGAGACUGUAUUAUGGUUUGCUUCGUGAAUUGAAAAAAGCAGAUCCAUCAGUUGAGUCGGUAAAAAAGGUGAUAUUUCAUAAAAAGAAUAAAUGGUCAUGGAAGUGUAGCAGUGAUGUAUCGGUCAGACAACAACUUAUCCGCACCAAAAAAAAACUAUCGUAUUUGAUAUCGAGUAUGGCUCCUGCGAUUCGUUACCAUCUUCAGACAUUGAAAGUUACAGCAUCUGUUAAGAGAAGGAUAGCUAGAUCUGUUCAAUCUUUGACUACUGGCUUUUUAAGAAAUGUAGAUAAAUUAUUUAAGGCAUUAUUGAACCGCGAUGGGAAUUAUUUACAGAAAAACAAAAUACUGACCAAAAGUCAAUUUGAGAACUAUGAAAAGAUUCUUGCUGCAAUUGGUGGAAAACUGUUGCCAGGUUUCGCUGUACCAGUAACGAGGGAUGAACUUCAGCUGCUCAUGAGAUUACAACAGUCAUUAAUAACCAAGAAGCCUUUAAACCAGAAAGAAGCGAUGGAACUAGUCAGGGUGAGAUGUAAACAGUUACAAUAUGUCUACAUACAACUCACUUCUGUUGAAGUUAACAAAUUCUUCAAAAAUUGUAAAGUGUUAAAUACUAAAUAGCUAAUAAAGUUUAGUAUUACAA